This is a messenger RNA of Canis lupus familiaris (dog), 3393 nucleotides long. RefSeq names its product zinc finger protein 768 (gene ZNF768). Gene Ontology annotation, biological process: transcription by RNA polymerase II. The transcript is spliced from 3 exons. The record is from RefSeq and is a predicted model, not a curated record. Lineage: Eukaryota; Metazoa; Chordata; Mammalia; Carnivora; Canidae. Gene Ontology annotation, molecular function: DNA binding. The coding region runs from base 1412 to 3076 and encodes 554 amino acids.
GGUAGGGGCACAAGAAUUCUCUUUCCAGUAUCACUCUUCCCUUGCUUGAUUCAAAGCUCCACCAAGGGCAGUGUUCCUCAGGUUCCCUUCUCAAGUUUCUGUCCAAGUCAGGGCUGGAGAGUUCUUAGCUCCCUUAAAGGCCAGAUGGUUUUCUACUUCUCCUCCUGAACUCCACCACCCUCACCUAGAAGUAACUCCCAUAAGAUCCCUGCCUCUUUGUGAGAAAAUCCAGGAACCUGGGACUAAGGCUCCCAUCUCAGGGAAGGUGGAAGGGAUAGGCAGGUAAUAGAAAAGAAAGCAGCCCUCGCCUCUGCGGGAGCAUCCGCCGACUGGCCCCUUCAGCACCAGGAACCUGUGGGAGAAAGGAAAGUACUGGGAAAGGAAGUAUGCGGAAGACCUGGGGAGAAGGUUGUCUGUCUCCAGAUCCCUUGGCUUUCUUCAGAGAUAAGACGUAAUGAAAGGUAAAUGGGGGCGGGAAAAGUUCUGAAAGCACCAGCCCGACGACUGAAAGGGAGACGCCAGGCGCCUCCCUCUCAGCUCUCGGCGGGCACUUCUGACCACUGGGGUAGGUGGUCCCCCUCCAGCCAAUCAGAAAGGUGCCUGGCGUUCCCUGGCGACCAUUCAAGCCUAUCAGUUGGUGAAUAGCGCUAGGAGGCGGGACGAUGAGAGCACGAGCUCCCCCGGCCAAUCGCCGCACUCCCAGGGAGUUAGGGGCGGUGCUUCUGGAAACUGGAGGCGGAGCUGUUUCCUUGGCAACGAUCCUAGCCCUCCAGGAGUCGGCACUGACGGACGCAGGGCCCGGGUGACGGAUAGAUAGGCUCCUGGACGGAUGGAGACCUAGGACACAGCACACAAACUACCCCAGCCUUUUCUGCCUGCUCCAGGGCGCCCCGUCCUCCCCCACCUGAACGCCGGGGCCAUCCAGCCCAGGGUUAAUGCCAACGAGUUUCCACCUCCAGCCGCUCCUAGAGAGGCCGUGGCGCUAGCCAGCGGGGGAAACUGGCCGCGGACGGACACUUCCUGUGCGGGGGGAGGAGGGGGUCGGAUAGCCGCAGACCAGCCCGGGCUGGGGGGCCAGACGGCGGGGUCGCGGGCGGGGAGCGGCCUCCGGGGGCGGCAGGGCGAGUCGUGAAGACCCUCACCUCCGAGGCCACGACGCACGGGACCUUGGAGGGCCCCAGGGCAAGGCGAGACCUUGUGGGUGGGGGCGGGGCCGUGGGUAGGGGAGGGGCCCAGCCGGCUGGAGAGGCCCAGGGUCAAGACGUCCGGCCUCAGGGGCCCGGGCUGGGCAGCCGGGUCCCCUGGGCGGCGCUGAGCAGGCGGGCGGCGAGGGCCCGGGUCUCAGGGCACUCAGGCCUGGUCGCAGGAUCGUCCGCCAUCACCGCCACCGCCGCACUGGGAGCCGGCGGGGAUGGAACGGGAGGCGUCGCCGUGGGGCCUCGAGCCCGGGGAUGUGCAAAGUCCUGACGAACUGGGGAGCCCCGAAGGGUCCCUCAAAGGCAACAUGAGUGAGAAUGAGGAAGAAGAAAUGUCUCAACAAGAAGGCACUGGGGACUAUGAGGUCGAAGAGAUACCCUUUGGGCUGGAUCCCCAGAGCCCUGGGUUUGAGCCGCAGAGCCCUGGGUUUGAAUCCCAAAGCCCCAGGUUUGAGCCGGAAAGCCCAGGGUUUGAAUCCCGAAGCCCUGGGUUUGUGCCCCCAAGCCCUGAAUUUGCACCCAGAAGUCCUGACUCAGAUUCUCAGAGCCCUGAGUUUGAACCCCAAAGUCCAAGGUAUGAGCCCCAAAGCCCUGGCUAUGAACCCAGGAGCCCUGGUUAUGAACCCAAGAGUCCUGGGUAUGAACCCAAAAGCCCUGGGUAUGAACCCCGGAGUCCUGGGUAUGAAUCCCAGAGCCCAGGAUAUGAGCCCCAGAAUCCUGAGUUCAAAACCCAAAGCCCUGAAUUUGAAGCUCAAAGUUCCAAAUUUGAGGAAGGUGCAGAGAUGCUUCUGAAUCCUGAAGAAAAGAGUCCUUUGAGCAUCCCCUUGGGAGUCCACCCCUUGGACUCCUUCACCCAGGGGUUUGGGGAGGAGCCCACGGGGGGUCUGCCCCUAGGGCCACCUUUUGAGAUGCCCACAGGGACCCUGCUGGCUACACCCCAGUUUGAGAUGCUCCAAAAUCCCCUGGGCCUGACAGGGGCCCUUCGGGGUCCAGGUCGGCGGGGUGGCCGGGCCAGGGGUGGGCAGGGCCCUCGGCCUAAUAUCUGUGGCAUCUGUGGGAAGAGCUUCGGGCGGGGCUCCACCCUGAUCCAGCACCAGCGCAUCCAUACGGGUGAGAAGCCCUAUAAAUGUGAGGUCUGUAGCAAGGCCUUCUCCCAGAGCUCUGACCUCAUCAAACACCAGCGCACCCACACGGGCGAGCGGCCCUACAAGUGUCCCCGUUGUGGCAAGGCCUUCGCCGACAGCUCUUACCUGCUUCGCCACCAGCGUACCCACUCUGGUCAGAAGCCCUACAAGUGCCCGCACUGUGGCAAGGCCUUCGGUGACAGCUCCUACCUCCUGCGGCACCAGCGCACCCACAGCCACGAGCGGCCCUACAGCUGCCCCGAGUGCGGCAAGUGCUACAGCCAGAACUCUUCCCUCCGUAGUCACCAGAGGGUGCACACCGGGCAGAGGCCCUUCAGCUGUGGCAUCUGUGGCAAGAGCUUCUCACAGCGCUCGGCACUUAUCCCCCAUGCCCGCAGCCACGCCCGUGAGAAGCCCUUCAAGUGCCCUGAGUGCGGCAAGCGCUUUGGCCAGAGCUCUGUGCUGGCCAUCCAUGCCCGCACCCACCUGCCAGGCCGUACCUACAGCUGCCCCGACUGCGGCAAGACCUUCAACCGCUCCUCCACGCUGAUUCAGCACCAGCGCUCCCACACAGGCGAGCGGCCCUACCGGUGUGCCGUGUGCGGCAAGGGCUUCUGCCGCUCCUCCACACUGCUGCAGCACCACCGGGUGCACAGCGGGGAGCGGCCCUACAAGUGCGAUGACUGUGGAAAAGCCUUCUCACAGAGCUCCGACCUCAUCCGCCACCAGCGGACCCACGCAGCCGGCCGGCGCUGACCUGGGGCCCUGCCAGGGGUGGGGAGGUGAUGGGCAGGAGAAACGGGCCAGGGAGCUGAGAAACCUUUAGAGGGAAUAGUGGAAAACCUGGGGGAGGAUGGAAGAGUUGAGGGCCAGGGUGGAGGAAGUUACGUGCCCUGGAGACUUCUGGGAAAUGGGCUAUGAAGAGGGGUUGGAGAGAGGCCAAGCAGGCAGUGGGAGGCUCUGGGAGAGAUCCAGAAAAGAGGUCAGUGGAGAGCUGGCCUCAGCAGCAGCAUGCCCCUUGGUGGGUGCCUGGCUUGGCAAAGCUCUAGGCUGGGGUGGGGGGAGGGGGGAGG